AUGGAUCAUCCUCCUCCGCCCGUCCUGAAUUUGCAAAGGCCAGCCGAAAGGGACUCCCAGCCUCAAAGACCGAAGUUCUCACCCGACUGGUCAACCGCACACUCAGAACAGAAAUGGGAGAUUCUCUGGCACCAGAAACGCUUCACCAUCUGGGCUCUGUAUAGCGCCAUUGGCGGCGUUAUGUUUGGCUUCGACUUCGGCCUUGCAGGCACCCUCACCGCAUUGCCGGCUUUCCAACGCGUCUAUGGAAAGCCAUACACUUCACAAACUUCUGGAUAUCUGGUUCCAGCAAACUACCAGUCUGGCUGGGCUGGUAUUUCAAUGGGUGGACUCAUUGUCGGUGUCUUGCUCGGUGGACAACUGCUCGAGCGUUUGGGACGAAGACACUCGCUAGCAAUGGGAGCGGGCUUGACGGGUGUCGGGGUUGGGAUGCAACUGGGAAGUGUAGAGUGGAAACUGUUUUUGUGCGGGAGGGGGGUCGCCGUGAUUCUUGUCGGGGGAUACCCCUUCUAUCCCGAGUCUCCAUAUUAUCUCAUCUCAAAAGACGAGACCGAGAAAGCUAGGAAAGCCCUAACACAAAUCUACGGCUCCAGCGACUCUUCUCUUAUUGACGCCGACCUGUCCAGAAUCUCGGCAAACGUCACAUUUAGCAAAGAAGUCCAGGCAGCCGCAGCCCAGAAAGGUCCUCUCCUCUUGCAAUGCUUCCGCGGAACGAAUCUGAAACGCACCACUAUCGCCAUCCUCCCCGUCGCCGCCCAACAGCUUAUUGGUGCCCCUUUCGUUCUCGGCUACGUCACCUAUUUCCUCGAACUUAUUGGCGUUACAGAGUACUUCACAGUCUCAACCGUGCUAUACGCUGUCAUGCUACUAGCGAACAUCUCCGCCUUCUUCUUCAUUGAAACAACGGGAAGGCGGCCGUUAAUCGUGUACGGGACCGCUGUUCUAACUCUACUGCUCUUAGUGAUGGGUAUCGUGGGCUGCGUCUCCACAUCUGCGGCAAAGUGGGCUGUUGUGGUGUUGAUAUUCCUGUGGUCCAUCGUCUUCCAACUCACCCUCGGCGCCAUCGGCUUCGCCAUCGGAUCUGAAAUUUCCUCGCUCCCUCUUCGGGCCUCCACGCAGUCUAUCAUCGGCGUCACGCAAGGCUUUAUGGGCUGGCUUGUCGGUUUCAUAUCUCCGUAUCUCAUCAACCCUGAUGCGGGGAAUCUGGGCGCGAAAGUUGGGUUUGUGUUUGCAGGGUUUGGCGUGCCGCUUUGUGUAGCAUUUUGGUUCCUGAUUCCUGAGACGAAGGGGCUGGGGUUUGAUGAUAUGGAUUACCUGUUUGCGCGGAAGGUGCCAUGUCGCCGGUUUGGGGACGAGAUUCGGAAGCGGAGGGCAGAAGAGAGUGGGAGGGUUUUGGAUGAGGAGAAGGCUGAUACCUGAGGUCUAGGGGCUAAAUAUCACGUGGUACGCACGUGCCUUUGACUUUGGAGUGGUAUAAAACCCUCUUUUCUGCCUCUAGGGUGCAGGGGAGAGAGGAAAGCUGGAGAUUUUACGAAAAAAAGGUAGGC
This is a messenger RNA of Mytilinidion resinicola, 1547 nucleotides long. Its product is annotated as MFS general substrate transporter. Gene Ontology annotation, molecular function: carbohydrate:proton symporter activity. The transcript has 6 exons. Gene Ontology annotation, biological process: carbohydrate transport; transmembrane transport. Lineage: Eukaryota; Fungi; Ascomycota; Dothideomycetes; Mytilinidiales; Mytilinidiaceae. Gene Ontology annotation, cellular component: membrane. The coding region runs from base 1 to 1419 and encodes 472 amino acids. The record is from RefSeq and is a predicted model, not a curated record.